This is a messenger RNA of Drosophila willistoni, 1193 nucleotides long. RefSeq names its product probable cardiolipin synthase (CMP-forming) (gene CLS). Gene Ontology annotation, molecular function: cardiolipin synthase activity. The record is from RefSeq and is a predicted model, not a curated record. Gene Ontology annotation, biological process: cardiolipin biosynthetic process. The transcript is spliced from 4 exons. The coding region runs from base 83 to 1093 and encodes 336 amino acids. Lineage: Eukaryota; Metazoa; Arthropoda; Insecta; Diptera; Drosophilidae. Gene Ontology annotation, cellular component: membrane; mitochondrion.
GUUCGUGAGUAAUGCAAACCGAUUAAAUAAUAAUAAAAACAUUGAAAUUUAUGUGAACAUUUUUUGAUCAUUGGAACUGAUAAUGCUGCCUGCCAUCAUAUUCAGGCAAAUGCAGCGACCCAUGAGUGCAGGUGCCUUGCACCUGGGGGGUUCGACAGCAUUGGAGCACGUCCUGGGCGUGGGCGGCAGCAGCUUUGUGAAUUGUCUGAAUCGUUAUGCGGCAGCUACUGGGUUCAUACGCAUCUCGUUUUUGGAUAUUAAUCAGCGGCGGAAUUGGGAUGUGGCUCGCCUACGCUUGUAUGCGGAUGCCAAAAAGCAAUCACUGCACUUGCGUACCAUCCAGGGUCGAGAUUUACUUCAGGGAGUCCUUGACAAGCAGAGGGCAGAGUUCAUUGAACGGAAAAAUGUGCUGGUCGACGAUAUACGAGAGGCUCGUCACAAGGUCCAAGAGCGAGUCCGCGAAAAGAUUGUCGAGAUCAGAGAGGAACGGGAGAACAUCAUGACGAUACCCAAUCUGCUGACCAUAAGCCGAGCCAUACUCUCGCCCUACAUUGGCUAUGUGGUGGUUCAAGGAGAUUUCACUUUGGGUAUGAGUCUGCUGGUUGUCGCUGGCAUCACAGAUUUGUUGGAUGGCCAAAUAGCUCGACGUUGGCCCUCACAGGCCAGCAAAGCGGGUUCGUUCCUAGAUCCCAUGGCAGAUAAAUUGCUUAUGGGUUGCCUUGUCGUUUCACUGUGCUACAGUGAACUCCUGCCCAUGUGGCUGACUGGUAUUGUUGUGUUCCGUGAUGUCUUCCUGUUAGCUGCUGGUUUUAUUAUACGCUACAUAAGUCUGCCACCGCCAAAAACCUUUUCGCGCUAUUUUGAUGCCACCCAUGUGACUGCCCAAUUGGAACCAACUUUUAUAAGCAAAGUGAACACUGGAGUUCAAUUGGCCACCAUAGGCAUUAGUUUAGGUGCCCCAAUUUGGAAUUAUUUGGAUCAUCCUAUGCUCCAUGGACUUUGGUAUCUAACGGGGGCCACAACAAUUGCUGCCGCCCUUAGCUAUGUCAUUAAUCGACGGGAUACUUUUAAAAUUAUCCAAAAGAAAACGUAAUGUCUGUUGAAUCGAAAUCAGAAAUGUUAUAUAUUCGCAAAACGCAAUAUGUUUAGUUCGUAAAAAAUAUUUUUGUAAUAAAUAAAUUUGUAACCUUUUA